Messenger RNA from Suillus clintonianus, 1122 nucleotides. Its product is annotated as 3-oxo-5-alpha-steroid 4-dehydrogenase-domain-containing protein. Gene Ontology annotation, molecular function: oxidoreductase activity, acting on the CH-CH group of donors. The transcript has 2 exons. Lineage: Eukaryota; Fungi; Basidiomycota; Agaricomycetes; Boletales; Suillaceae. The record is from RefSeq and is a predicted model, not a curated record. Gene Ontology annotation, biological process: lipid metabolic process. Bases 12 to 869 code for a protein of 285 amino acids.
AUCACGACGACAUGCAGUCCGAGUCCUUAUAUGAUGCGGCAAGAAAAUGGUUCUUCCUCAUACCACCCAUAAUGUGUCCGCUUCAGUUUCUCAUCGAUGCCCCGUUCGGAAGAUUUGCUCCAUCCAAUGACAGCAUCUUCGUUGUAGAUGGAAUCAAGUCGUGGAUUGUUAUGGAACUAGUCUCUCCCAUGACCUUCAUUGCUGUACUAUUCCGCGGGCCCUGGGCAACAUCAACGUCUGCGAUGUCCGGCCCGCAGGUCAUCCUCGCUGGCCUAUUCAUUAUCCAUUAUCUUAACCGUGCAAUAAUUUCCCCUCUACGAACACCAUCUCGCUCGAAGGCGCACAUCAGUGUCUCCCUCUCCGGUAUCAUAUUCAACCUUGCAAAUGGUGCUUUGAUGGGUACCUACAUCUCAUCUCCUACUGCAUCUGCAUUUCUGGAGGGGGCCUUCUCUCGUCCAUAUUUCUGGGCUGGAAUAACACUCUGGGCGUGUGGCUUCGCGGGAAACAUUUUGCACGAUGAAGUGCUUCUCAAUAUCCGCCGUAAUUCUAAAGCGAAAGGCAAACGCAACGAGAACAAAGUCGGAAAGGAGCACUAUGCCAUCCCCCAUGGCUACCUCUACCGAUAUAUCUCCUACCCAAAUUACUUCUGCGAAUGGUCAGAAUGGUUUGGCUAUGCAUUAGCCGCUGCACCAUUGCCUGCUCUUAUGCCGCUCACAGAGACAAUGAAAACCAUCCAACCCCCUUGGUUGUUCUUCUGGGCCGAAGUUUUCAUGAUGAUCCCUCGGGCGUACAAGGGCCAUCAAUGGUACCACAAGAAUUUUCCCGAGUACCCCACGGAGAGGAAAGCUGUCGUGCCAUUUAUCUAUUAGGCUGCCGGGUGUGACACAGGGGCUCUGAUAUCUAUACUUCAAGGACAGCUAAUGUUUACGAUUUCUAUAUCACGAUCAGCUUGUUCCAUUUCCAACUUCGAUGAUGUUAAGAAAGUACGAUCUACCAUGAUUAUCCUCGAAAAAUAAUAACUUAUCGAGCGAAUGCUAAUGUUUUGGGUCGCCGCUUGAAAAUGCCUUUUGCGGCAGUUCGACACGUUCACUUGCUUGUACCAAAAAAACCAAAAAACAUACA